GUGCAGAAAGAACCAUUGCUCAAAAACUGUGGAUCAUUCAUUCGGGAUCGUUGGCUUGAGUUUGUUUUAUCAUCCUCCUGUAGAAAGCGCUUAUCUGCCAGUUUUUUAGUGACAAGGAGUCUGGUUAUCUUAUAUUGUUGUUAUUAUUUACGAUCUGUUGCGGAUUCAUCGGAAAUUUGCGAAGGUCGCGGUGAUUCCCAGUGUGGAAGCCCCGCAGUAGAUAUCCUGCUGACACAUGGCGGCCAUUCGGAAGAAGCUUGUGAUUGUUGGGGAUGGUGCUUGCGGUAAAACAUGUCUUCUCAUAGUCUUCAGCAAAGAUCAUUUCCCGGACGUCUACGUUCCCACUGUCUUCGAAAACUAUGUCGCUGACAUUGAAGUGGAUACAAAGCAGGUGGAGUUGGCCCUGUGGGAUACUGCUGGCCAGGAGGAUUACGAUAGACUCCGUCCACUCAGUUAUCCGGAUACCGAUGUCAUUCUAAUGUGUUUUUCAAUUGAUAGUCCUGACAGCCUGGAGAAUAUACCUGAAAAAUGGACUCCGGAGGUCCGACAUUUCUGUCCGAAUGUGCCCAUUAUCCUGGUGGGAAACAAGAAGGACCUCAGAAAUGACGAAAACACUCGCCGUGAAUUAGCCAAAAUGAAGCAGGAGCCGGUUAAGGCGGAAGAAGGACGCGCCAUGGCGGAGAAGAUUGGCGCGUAUGGUUAUUUAGAGUGCUCCGCCAAGACUAAGGAAGGCGUACGGGAGGUGUUUGAGACAGCUACCAGAGCAGCUCUGCAGGUCAAAAAGAAGAAGAAGACAACCUGCCAAGUCUUAUAGAGGACGAUGGGGAACCCAUGUGCACUCAAAAUCGUGGAUAUUAGCAAUUUAUGUUGGGCUUUUAUUUUUUGUUUCUGCAUCGUCUCCUUAAAUAUGCGCGCGCUGUUUGUUUCAUACGAGAAGGCUUUCGACACCUCAAAAGACGUUUCUCUCACAUUUUUGUCCCCCCAGUCGUAAAAAAUGACUAUGCUUCCUGGCUGUCCUGAACUGGCCACUGGUGUCAGUGUUUUUUGAAUUUUCAGUUUGUUAUUAAUAUUUUGACACUCUGGACAUUGUACGUGUAUGCUACUUUUUAUAAUAAUUAACGUUUUUUGUGUACUGAUCUUAAUGAUUCUUAUUAUGUGAAAACCGAUGCUGUGUGUUGCAAA
Messenger RNA from Paramacrobiotus metropolitanus, 1182 nucleotides. Its product is annotated as ras-like GTP-binding protein RHO. Gene Ontology annotation, molecular function: GTPase activity; GTP binding. The record is from RefSeq and is a predicted model, not a curated record. NCBI's taxonomy places the organism in Eukaryota, Metazoa, Tardigrada, Eutardigrada, Parachela, Macrobiotidae. The coding region runs from base 236 to 814 and encodes 192 amino acids. The transcript has 5 exons. Gene Ontology annotation, biological process: cell migration; small GTPase-mediated signal transduction.